This is a messenger RNA of Chenopodium quinoa (quinoa), 1206 nucleotides long. RefSeq lists its product as uncharacterized. The record is from RefSeq and is a predicted model, not a curated record. The transcript is spliced from 2 exons. NCBI's taxonomy places the organism in Eukaryota, Viridiplantae, Streptophyta, Magnoliopsida, Caryophyllales, Amaranthaceae. Bases 1 to 1206 code for a protein of 401 amino acids.
AUGCAAGGGUUGCUAGGUCGUCCCGAAAACGACGCGCCACAUUGCCCGAGUGUGGUGUCAAAUGAGCAAGGGCGAGCCAGUGGGGCGUUCCCUACUGAGCGACGCGCUGCACUUCCCAGACCCGGGUGCAGUGAUAAAUAUGCAAGAGUUGCUGGGUUGUCGCCUGGAAGCGACGCGCCACAUUGCUUAAGUGUGGUGUCCAAUGAUCAAGGGCUUGCUGUUGGAGACAUGAGGGAGUGUGGUAUGAGGGAGCAUGGGAGAAAGGAUUCUAGUUUGCGGAUUGGUUCUUGGAAUGUAGGGUCUCUUACGGGGAAAUCAGCAGAAGUUGUUGAAGUGAUGAAGAGAAGACGGGUAAACAGCAUGUGCCUCCAAGAGACAAGGUGGACAGGAGAAGGAGCUCGAGGCUUGGUUUUAGGGUAUAAGGUGUGGUAUGUUGGACAAGAAACGAGCCACAAGACUAGGAAUGGUGGAUCUAGGAACGGAGUUGGUGUUAUUCUUGAUGAGAGGUUGUCUAAAGAGUGUAUAAGGAGGCUAAGAGUAAGGCAAAGGCAGCUAGUCGACAAGCGAAAGAAAAGGAGGGAGGUUUAUGAAAAGCUUGACUCCAAGGAGGGAGAAAAGAUCAUUUAUAAGAUGACAAAGAGAAGACAAGAGGCAAGGAAGGAUAUUGGCAUGGUAAAGUAUGUCAAAGAUAAGAACCAAAUUGUCCUUGUACAAGAGGAGGACAUCAAGGACAGGUGGAAGAGGUACUUCGAUGAAUUGUUUAAUGUAAAUAAUGGAGUUGUGACAGGAGAUACCUCCAUGAGUGAUGAAGAAAUCAACAUGGAAUAUGUGCGGAGGAUUAGAAGAGUAGAGGUAGAGAUUACACUGAAGAAGAUGAAGCCUAAGAAGGGGGUUGACCCUGAUGGUAUAUCGACAAAGGUGUGGAGGUGUUUGGGUAAUAUUGGUAUUGAUUGGUUAACAGACCUCUUUAACAAGAUAUGGAGGGCUACAAGGAUCCCGCAAAAUUGGAGGAAGAGCACCUUGGUCCAGGUUUACAAAAACAAAGGAGACGCUCAAGAUUGUUCUAACUAUCGAGGGAUCAAGCUUAUGAGCCACACUAUGAAGUUGUGGGAAAGAGUGAUUGAACAUAGGUUAAGGGCAUGCACAAGAAUUUUGGAUAACCAAUUUGGUUUUAUGCCUGGGAGGCUGGGAGAUCUACUAUUGUAA